Diatraea saccharalis (sugarcane borer) is the source of this 1395-nucleotide messenger RNA. NCBI's taxonomy places the organism in Eukaryota, Metazoa, Arthropoda, Insecta, Lepidoptera, Crambidae. The record is from the annotation of a GenBank genome assembly.
UUAAAAAACCGAUCUUUAAGUGGUACGAAGGGGUAUUCAAUUAUGUUUUGAAUGAAUGAUUUAGUUAACUAACAUUAUUUAAAUUAACUGCUAUGUUAUAAUAUAUAACCUGCAUAAAUAAAGGGUCAAAAUAAAAAGUUUUAAAUUUAAAAAAUAUUGUUAAAAAAAUAUAUGUAUUUUUAAAUUUGAUUGGCUUGUUGCGAGAGGCCCCGGAAGAUUGCCCCGUUCGCUACCCCCUAAGGCCGCCGCUGAACAAAUACAUAAAAUCAUUUUCAAUAUUUACCAAGCAGAUUUUUAGCCAAUUGGAGGUGGCAAGUUCUGUUGGUAACUGCAUUGAUUAUUAAAAAAUACAAUAUGAAGAAUUUAUAAUUUUAUAGAAAAAUAUCAAAUUUCCUCUCAAAUUUUAAAAUUCUCAAUAUAAUUUUGAUUAUAACGUAAAAACUCAUCGAAAAAUCUCAUAGUAAAAUUUGAUUUUAACAAAAUACAUUAUUGCAGGUAUACCUAAUAGGAAUGGCUUCAAAGGACUCUUCACUGGCUGUCGACUCUUUCAGAUAUAUUCCACCAAAUAUGGACGAAGAAGAAUGUGUCAUAUACGACGAAAUUACAACUACUUCUACAACAAUUGAUGCGACAAAGACAACAAUUGAUAUAACACAAAAACCAACUGAUACAACACCGACAAAAAUUGAUAUAACACUAACACCGACCAAAGAUUGUAUCAUAUACGAUUUCGAAAAUGAUUUCGAUGAUUUGUUCACUUCUAAUUCAGGAUUAUGCACGAACCAACCUUCAUUUAUUUUGAAAUACUUUGAUACAGCUGGCAUAACCAGUCCUCACCCAAGUAGCACAAGAUUUAUUUCGCCACCAGUAUCUAAUGGUUGCGUGUCUUCAUUUAGUUUUCCUAUUGAAAAUAAUGGCAUCGUAGAAGUGAAUGUCUACAUGGAUGAAAACAGUCAUCAGUCGGACUUUAUAAUAGUUCUUAUUCAAUCAAUUGACGAAAACGGAAUUGAAUCUACCAUAACUAAUUUAAUGUACUCACCGUCGCAAUCGACUUUUGUUGCUGGAUGGACAACUUUAAGACUGGAAUUGUUAAUGUUAGCACCUGCACAAGGAUUGGUAAGAUAUUCAUAUGUUAAACAUGAUUUACUCGUAGAACUCCAUUCACGUUCAUUCGAACUACUUUUUAAAAGAAACUAUUAUUAUAAUGAUGACUUUUAAAACCAACUCCGUAAGUUAUUCGGCGUUUUAUAAACCAACAUAAAUUCGAAACUUUUUAUUUUAGGUUAUUGCUAUUUAAUAGAGAAAUAUACAAAAAAAUAAUGAUUGAUAAUAAAAGUGUGAUACAUCUUAUUUUGUUAGAUGGUCGCCUUUGAAACAUUUUAAUGGGUACAUUCU